AUGACUCGCUUUUCAGUGUUGUUCUACGCGUUUUUCACGAUUAUAACUGCUUGCUCGGAUUAUGAAGAUCUCGUAAAAACGCACAUCGAAACGUGAGAUUUGCCCAUUUUUGGUUUUUUUGUCUGCGAUGUUGAAGAAGUGAAUCUUUUCAGGAAAAUCAACAAAACUGCGGAUCCCUGUACGGAUUUCUACGCUCAUGUGUGCCCCACUGAUCUGCCCUACAAUCAAACAGUUGCUGACCGGCUUCGGCAACUUUAUCAGCAAGAAGCAGCAAAGUUUCACACGAAACACGACGAGUUCCUAGUUGAAUACUAACUUUGUCCAAAAAAAAGAGUUCAUUUCAGGGACAUUUGAGAGCAUAUACUCUUAGUUUUCAAAAAAUCGUUGACGAUCUUCUUGGUGUGUAAGUUUGAGAAAGUUUUGAACUUUUCUGUACUUUAGAUUCGAGUUUCCAGAUGCGACAUUCCUGGAGAUCACAAAAGUCAAGCAAUCGGAUUCGUAAACCGAACGACAGGCAUAGAGUUCAGUGAAAGCUUACCUUGUGAAUUCAUCAGCUAUACCUUUGGAAUGAAGGCUUCAGGAAAAAACCCUAAAAUGCUUGUGAGGAAAAAAAAGAUUGUUUUGUUUUAUUUUUCGUUUCGAGUUUGGCGAGCCUCUCGAAAUGUACUUCUACGGACCGCGCGAGCUCGAAUUUUCAAAGUCUGAGCUGGGCCAACGUUUGAGUAGAAAUGUUGAGAAUUUUUUCGAAACCUUUCAGGGCGAAGUUCAAAAAAAGUUCUUGGUAUGAUUUCUAAAGUUAUUAUCUUCAUCAACUUUUUAGGAAACUCCUUGGCUUAUUAACAAAAACGCAACAGAAAUCUAUCUGGAGUUUUUGAAGAGCAAUUUUUCACUUUUUCAAAAGACUGAAAAAAUCAUUCGCGAGUGGGAUAUGAUUUUCGAAACACUGAAAAACUAUUCAACAAAUUGCAAGUGAGUAAUUUUGUUGCAAGGAUGAUUUUUUUCCUAUUUUUGACAGGCCUAAUAAUACUAUACCCUCGUUUGUUUGCGCAAUGGAAGAACUGAACAAACUUAUCAAAGAAGAAGCGAGGCCGUCAAUGGAGUUUUACAUGUUUGGCCAAGGUCUCGAUGCCUUGAACCUUGUGAGUUUUAGGAAGUUGAUAGGAGUCCUAGCAGGAAUCGUUGUGAAUGAUGGCAUUUUAUGAAAACCUUAAAACGAUUUUUUGAGUUUUUUGCAAGUUCAUGGUUUCGGCCGAAUUUAUUUGAACUCCCAUUGGUUGAUAUGUAACUUUGAGUCGUGGCGAUGUAUUAUGCUGCUCUAAGAAUCUUUAAUAAUUCAAUUUUUUCUUUCAGGAUGAUCAAAUUCUCAUCAAUCGCGCAAAUCAAUUUCUAACUCUCACGAACAACAAAGCGCGAAUGGUUUGUUUUGUACUUCAAAAAAAUUAAAUUUUGGGAUUUAUUUUUUGCAGCUCGGUGGCUUUGGUUUUAUUGUUGCACAUGAAAUCAUGCACACUUUUUACUCGUCCGAAAACAAUGAUAAUAUUCUGAAAAAAUACUGGACAAACUCUUCUCAGUGUGUCAGGAAACAAUAUGCGGCAACUUGCAGGGAAUUCGGCCAAGUAGGCCUUUUUUUAAGAAAAGGUGUUAAUUGUUUUCCCACAGGAGCAAUGCUUUUUUUCCGGGACCAUGAUGACAAACGAAGAAGAUGGAAGUGAUUUAGCGGCGAUACGAGUAAUUUAUUCAGACUUCGAGAAAAACUAUCUUCAUAACGAGGUUUGUAAUUUUUCUUCAAAACCGUAAACUUUCUGACUUAAAACAGCAAAGGAAAUAUUUUUCCUCAUAGGUAAGUUUCUAGAAACGUGAAAAAAGCACAGAAAUACUAAAUAUUUUUCUUUUCUGACAGUGCAAAAUGAACAUACAGAUUGAUGUCCUAUAAAUGAACUGAAAUGUUUCUUCAGAAAAGUGACAUUGCCGGUGUUACUCCACAACAAAUGUUCUUCUAUUCUCUGGCAUCUUUAUGGUGUACUGAUGUGAGUUUACAAAUCGUCUACCUGAAUGAAAGAAAAACUUCAGAGUCAAUAUUCUCUAGGGACUCUAGGGUCUCAUUCCGAUCCUUACAUAAGAGUCAACGCUUUGUUGGCUCAAAUGGAUGAGUUUAAAGAAUCUUUCCAAUGCGCUGAAGAUUCUCGAAUGGUGAGAAGCAAGGUAUCACAACACAUUAUUCCAAGAAGAAAAAGACAAGUUUUUAGGUUGAGCACUGCGAAAUUUUCGGCAGUGAUGCACCACAAACUCGGAAAUCUUCUCACAAUGCUUUGUUGACUGAUUCGACAUAA
Molecule: messenger RNA, 2330 nt
Organism: Caenorhabditis auriculariae
Lineage: Eukaryota; Metazoa; Nematoda; Chromadorea; Rhabditida; Rhabditidae
Source: the annotation of a GenBank genome assembly